This is a messenger RNA of Spea bombifrons (plains spadefoot toad), 3067 nucleotides long. RefSeq names its product sterile alpha motif domain containing 4B (gene SAMD4B). The transcript has 12 exons. The coding region runs from base 167 to 2215 and encodes 682 amino acids. Gene Ontology annotation, molecular function: translation repressor activity; protein binding; mRNA binding. Gene Ontology annotation, cellular component: P-body. Gene Ontology annotation, biological process: regulation of mRNA stability; nuclear-transcribed mRNA poly(A) tail shortening; negative regulation of translation. NCBI's taxonomy places the organism in Eukaryota, Metazoa, Chordata, Amphibia, Anura, Pelobatidae. The record is from RefSeq and is a predicted model, not a curated record.
ACGAGGAGAGAUUUAAAGGCCACCAUUGGACGCUUGUGCUCCAUGUGACUCCGCCGUAUGUUCUCGGGGCCGCUCCUUUCCCGAGGCCCGGACGCCAUGUGAUUGGUCUCCUUGCCUCUGGGUGUUUAGCGUCGACGGACCCUCUCCGGACCCCCCGUGCCGCACCAUGAAGUUCAGGGAUCAGGUGAGCCAGCUGUCCGAUUGGUUCCGGGGCUGGAACGAGUGCGAACAAACCGUGGCUCUGCUGUCUCUUUUGAAGAGGGUCUCGAGGACUCAGGCCCGCUUUCUGCAGCUCUGCCUGGAGCACUCGCUGUCCGACUGCAGCGAGAUCCACGUCCUGGAGACGGAGGCCAACAGCGCGGCUCUGAUCAGCCAGUGGCACCAGGAGCCCAAGGAGGUGGUGAUCUCCCUGCUACUGACCCACCUGCCGCUCCUGCAGCCGCGCAACACGGAGGCCAAGUGCGAGUACAUGAAGUUACUGCAGAAGGUGCUGGCGUACAGCACCGAGUGCAACCAGUACAUCGAGGAGAGCCGCCAGCUGCUGUCCUACGCGCUCAUCCACCCGGCCACCUCGCUCGACGACCGCAACUCGCUGGCUUUAUGGCUCAACCACCUGGAGGAGCGACUCUCCACGGGCUACGGCCGCCACGGCAGGGCGGACACUCCGGGCACGCACGUCCGCCACGGAUCUGACGAGUGGCAGAUUCCGGCGGAAAGCGGCGUCGGGGAGGCGGGUCACGGCUGGCAGGACAAACCUCUCCGAGAAAAUGGACUCUUACCCUUCCAUUCGUCCGGCUCUGUUCCCUCUGCCAUCCCCAGUGUCGGAGGCAGUACAGUUCUCUCUUGCCAAAUGCACCCGAGCCCCCUGAAACGCUCCGUGUCCCUCAUUCCCACUUCCCAGCAGACCCCCGGAGAGUGGCUUGGGGCUGACGAUGGGACGGGGCGCCCGCUCUUUGCCCCCACGGAGCUCGCGCCCCUCUCCCCGCAGAACAGCGUGACUUCUUCCGGCAGCGAGCAGACCGAGGAGCUGAGCUCCGGACGCAACACAUUCCAGGAGGACGGGAGCGGCAUGAAAGAUGUCCCCACUUGGCUGAAGAGCUUGCGAUUGCACAAAUAUGCAUCUCUUUUCUCUCAAAUGAGCUACGAGGAGAUGAUGACGCUAACGGAACAGCACCUCGAGUCACACAACGUCACCAAAGGUGCGCGGCAUAAAAUCGCGCUGAGCAUCCAGAAGCUCCGCGAGCGGCAAAGCGUCCUGCGCUCUCUGGAGAAGGACAUCCUGGAGGGGGGCAACGUGCGGAACGCUCUGCAGGAGCUGCAGCAGAUAAUCAUCACCCCUAUUAAAUAUUACCGGCCGAACCCCACGGAGAUCGGCAGCGAGCAGCCCCCGCCGCGCAGGCCCAGCCAGGACGUGGCCUCCAAAGCCUCCGAUGAGAACGAGCCGCCUCCGGGCCUCAACAACGAUGGCUACCAACAGCAAAGCGCCCCAGCCUGUGACACGGAGACUGCCGUGCCCCCCAUCGCCGAGGGGGAUAUCCCGGGGCAACUCACCAGGGUGUUGGGCAAAGUCUGCACUCAGCUUCUCGUUUCCCGACCUGAUGAGGAGAACAUCGCGUGUUACCUGCAGCUCCUGGACAAGUGCCUGACACAUGAGGCUUUCACAGAGACGCAGAAGAAGAGGCUGCUUUCCUGGAAGCAGCAGGUGUUGAAACUUCUCCGCACUUUUCCUCGCAAGGCGCUGCUGGAAAUGCAGGGGUACAGACCACAGAAGGGGUGCAGCUGGGCCUUUGCUUCCAACUCCCUCCCCAUAGCUGGAUCUGUGGGGGCCUCCUUGGCGCGGAGGGGUCAGCGGGCCUUUCAGUUGCCUCCUCGGGCUUCCCCGUCCUCUCGGAUGGGAGUAUUGAGUCCAGGGUCCAUCGGGGGGCUGUCUCCGCGGCACGCGCUGACCACCCCGAGCUCUGGAAGCCAGGGUCGGCAGAACCUGUGGUUUGCCAAUCCGGGGGGCAGUAACAGCAUGCCGUGCCAGAGCCACAGCUCGGUGCAGCGCACGCACUCGCUCCCGGUGCACACCUCCCCGCAGAGCAUCCUGAAAUUCCCCCCGGAUUGCCAGGUCCCCGGGACGGAUUUAGAGAUUAAUCCCCGGCUGGAGUCUCUGUGCCUCAGUAUGACGGAGCAUGCGCUGGAGGAGGGGACGGACAAGACCUCGACGAUCUGAUCCUGGAGCCCAUUCCUUAGAAGACCAACUGUGGACUCUCAUGUAGCCGUCACCCCGCGUCACCGGCCGGCGAAGGCGUCACCGUCACCACGUCACCCACCCGCUGCGUUCUAAUACUUGUUUGAGCUGUUGUAAUGUUUAACUUUGGUUUAAUAUCCAAAUACAGGAAAGUGCCGCUAAGCAUCGCAAAAAAGGAGCUUCCUCUGUCUACGUGGUUACCGCGGCAACGUGCCCUGUUUCGGAAGGAGUCCUGCGCCCUGCCCUGGUGUGGUCACAGCGGCCCCGUAGCGGUGGUCACAGCGGCCCCGUAGCGGUGGAAAGGAGGGACUCGCGCAUACAGGGUCGAGGAGAAGAUUCGCUUUCUGAAAGCUUGUGGAGCCAGGAGCCCACAAGACGGAAUCCACGAACACUACACAAGGGUGCGCUAACCCACCUCGGCCCCUGAAUCCAGGUGUCCCUGCUGGGGUGGAAGAGGAGCGUAAAUCUCAGGAGGCACUGCAGGGGCCGGAGCCUUACAAUGCGGAGCAUCAGCCCCACCCCCGAACAGCGUGCGUCAGGUUCCCUCCCUGCGUCCUCUUCCUCUCCCCCUCAUCUCGCUUUGGAAGAUUUGGGACUCACCCCUGUGCCACAUGUGGAGCGUGAGGCCACAGACAUGCGCGGUGCCAACUGAGAUCGCUGUGACCUCCAAAGUAUUUUCAGAAUAGCGCUAUUUAUUUCUAACAUAGAAACACAUCUCCUUUCAGAUAGAAAACAAAAAAUGUUAUUUUAGAUACAUUUUAUUAUGAAUAACUUUUGUUAUGACUAUGGCUGGUAACCAUGACUACAAAAUUAUUAAAAUAAAAGUGAAAAAUA